Messenger RNA from Chilo suppressalis (striped riceborer), 357 nucleotides. NCBI's taxonomy places the organism in Eukaryota, Metazoa, Arthropoda, Insecta, Lepidoptera, Crambidae. The record is from the annotation of a GenBank genome assembly.
AUGAAAUUCCAAUAUAAAGAAGAGCAUUCCUUCGAGAAAAGGAAGACUGAAGGAGAGAAAAUACGCAGGAAGUAUCCAGACCGAGUUCCAGUAAUUGUUGAGAAAGCUCCGAAGGCUAGACUAGGGGACCUCGACAAGAAGAAAUAUUUAGUCCCGUCUGAUCUAACUGUUGGACAGUUUUAUUUCCUCAUCAGAAAACGCAUUCACUUGAGGUCAGAAGAUGCGUUGUUCUUCUUUGUGAACAAUGUUAUUCCUCCGACGUCUGCUACCAUGGGCUCACUUUACCAAGAACACCACGAUGAAGAUUUUUUCCUCUACAUAGCUUUCUCUGAUGAAAAUGUUUAUGGAUAUGUCUAA